UUCAGACACAGCAGUGAAAGCAGUGCUAACUGUAAGUGAUGGCCGCCAUUCUCUCAUUUGUUCCUCGGCUAUGACGUAGAGCUGUUUUCUGGAAACGGUCAAAGUUUGGAGGACAAGCGAUGACGUAAUACAGCAUGCUGGAGCAGGCCAGGCAUGAGCGGCGCACACCUGGAGGAAUGGCAGAGGAGGUCCUUUGACAUUUCAUCUGGCAGCUGCACACCUGAACAGAAGGCCGAUGCCUACCGGGCCCACAUCCUCUCCAUUCAGUAUGCAUGGGCAAGCUCCCAGCUUUCUCCGGCCGGAGCGGCCAGCCUGCUCAGGACCUACUCGGAGCGCUACGCUGCGGUGCUGGACUCGGAUGACCCCCAAACUGGGCUCAACAACUAUGCAGAGGGAGCGCUCCAUCUGGCCCGCAGUCAGAAGAACCACAGCGACAAAUGGGAGUCGGCGCUCACCGCAGAGAGCGUGCUGCAGAUCCCUUCAGUGCAGAGGAUGAUUCAGGCAGGUUCUGGAAGACAAAGCUCGCCGGUGGGCUCAGCGGAUGCUAACAUUCCUGUGGGAGAAGACAGCAGAGGUGAUCGUCCCCCCGCCAGGUCAGAAGCAGCGUGGUUUACAGCAGCACGCUGCAGCUCUGAGGCCAGCAACGCUACAAACGCAUCAGCAGAUAAACCAAGAACUUUAGACGUUCGUCCUGCAGUCCGACCUCAGUCCAUUUUCACUCAUCCUUCCUCAGCUCCUCCUGGUCCUUCAGGAGGAGCACAGAACCAUCAGUCCUCCUUCUUUCCCUCCUCAAACCCGUCCAAACGGAAGAAUUUCUACAACCCAGACGAAAGCGACGGCGUGAAAGGUCAGUAUGGAGGGCGAGGGGGAGCGGGACCCCGACCCGGCGGCAACUUUAAAACGGCCAGGGAGCAGUUCAUCGUAGAGCAGCAGAAGAAACAGUCCUACCAGCCGCAGAGAGCCCACCCCCCCGGCAUGGCGGCGGCCAUGAAGAAAUCUCUGGGUGCCAACAGGCCUCGAGGAGCCUCUUCCAAGUUCGUGUCGCCGAUCCCCCGGCAGGAGGAGGAGGACGGCGCCGCUGGUAGGAACCCAAACGCUGAACCCCAAAUCCUGGAUGAGCGUCUGAAGAACUUUGAGCCGAAGAUAGUGGAGCUGAUCAUGAGUGAGAUCAUGGAUCACGGCCCUCCUGUUGCCUGGGACGACAUCGCCGGCCUGGAGUUCGCUAAGACCACCAUCAAGGAGAUUGUGGUUUGGCCCAUGCUGCGCCCGGACAUCUUUACCGGUCUGCGUGGGCCCCCUAAAGGGAUCCUGCUGUUUGGGCCCCCGGGGACGGGGAAAACGCUCAUAGGAAAGUGCAUCGCCUGCCAGUCGGGCGCCACCUUCUUCAGCAUCAGCGCUUCGUCGCUCACGUCCAAGUGGGUGGGCGAGGGGGAGAAAAUGGUCCGAGCCCUGUUCGCCAUCGCCCGCUGCCACCAGCCGGCGGUGAUUUUCAUCGACGAAAUCGACUCCUUACUGUCCCAGCGGACGGACGGCGAGCACGACUCGUCCCGCAGGAUCAAGACGGAGUUCCUGGUCCAGUUGGACGGCGCCACCACGGCCGCCGACGACCGCAUCCUGGUGGUCGGGGCCACCAACCGGCCCCAGGAGAUCGACGAGGCUGCGCGGCGACGCCUGGCCAAACGCCUCUACAUCCCGCUCCCGGAGGCGUCCGCCCGGCGGCAGAUCGUGACCAACCUCAUGGCGCGGGAGAAAAACCAGCUGCGGGAUCAGGAGCUGGAGCUGGUGGUAACGGCCACGGACGGCUUCUCCGGCGCCGACAUGACCCAGCUGUGCCGGGAAGCCGCCCUUGGACCCAUACGCGGCAUACGCCUCAGCGACAUCGCCACCAUCAGCGCGGAUCAGGUGAGGCCGAUUCUCUACGGCGACUUCCAGGAAGCCUUAAAGACGGUUCGACCGAGCGUUUCUGCUAAAGACCUGGAGCUGUACGAGGACUGGAACAAGACCUUCGGAUGCGGACGCUGAAUCUGACGAGCUCCAACCAAACAUAAGGCUGCUAGCCCUGAAACACGCUAAGACACUAAAAUAUAACAUAAAAUAAAAAUAUAUAUAGAAAAAGAAUAAUCAAAAUUGCUAAAUUUUGUAUUUGUAAAGACUUUACAUGCAAAAAAACCUGAUAUUGUCUAGUUGGGCUUCCUGCUUUAUCUCCCACUUAUAACCAGCUGCUGUUUAGAAAUAUGGAAAUAAUUAGCUUGUCUUAGCAGGAAAAAUGUAGUUUUUAUUGUUUUCCUUACUUAGAGUAAUAAUCAGUAUUCUCUCUCCCAACAAUGUUCUAUUUUCUAUGAUCUAGUUGUGGUCAACUGGCAGAAAAUGUUUAUGAUUCCAAUAAAUAAGAGCUUAGUAACUUGGACUUUAUCUUUUGUAAUAAACUCAAACCGAUGAAUUGGGUUUGAUUCCAGUUUUU
This is a messenger RNA of Cyprinodon variegatus (sheepshead minnow), 2461 nucleotides long. RefSeq names its product fidgetin-like 1 (gene fignl1). The record is from RefSeq and is a predicted model, not a curated record. The coding region runs from base 154 to 2022 and encodes 622 amino acids. Gene Ontology annotation, molecular function: ATP binding; microtubule severing ATPase activity; ATP hydrolysis activity. The transcript is spliced from 2 exons. Lineage: Eukaryota; Metazoa; Chordata; Actinopteri; Cyprinodontiformes; Cyprinodontidae.